This is a messenger RNA of Helobdella robusta, 1497 nucleotides long. RefSeq lists its product as hypothetical. Bases 8 to 1345 code for a protein of 445 amino acids. The transcript is spliced from 11 exons. NCBI's taxonomy places the organism in Eukaryota, Metazoa, Annelida, Clitellata, Rhynchobdellida, Glossiphoniidae. Gene Ontology annotation, molecular function: metalloendopeptidase activity. Gene Ontology annotation, biological process: proteolysis. The record is from RefSeq and is a predicted model, not a curated record.
AUACAACAUGAACGAUAAAGAUAAAGCCAUUCAAAUGCUUCGCUACCAUUUUGCUCACAUAGCACAUGGGUUGUCUCCUUACGUUCGCAGCUACGAAUCUUAUCAAAAUGAAAGCAUAUCUGAACGCGCAUAUUUAUUUAGUAGCAUUGAUCAAAAGUACAAGUCGAUUGAUAACACAAAGUACAGAUUCUCAUUUAAACUUGUCAACUAUAUCAUUUGUCAGAAUCCAUCUGCUUCAAAUUUCAUCGAGAAGAGCAAAAUCAAUGACAACACUUAUAACAUUUAUAGCGCCCUAGACAAUUUAACUGAAUGGAACUAUAAUCGAACAAUGGACCACAAAAAUAAUAAAAUAAAGCUUCGUAAAUAUGAUGUGGCGGUAGCUUUCACAAAUUAUAUAUCAGGAUUAGUGUUAGGCUUAGCGCACGUUGGUUCGGCCUGCAAAACAACCGGGAUAACUGUGGUGGGCCACCGAGGACAGCAGAACACCAUAGUGACUGCCACCCACGAGAUCGGACACAUAUUAGGAGCUUUCCACGACGAGGACAGGAAUGACUGUCCCAAAGACGACAUCUACAUCAUGAGUCCCGUUUACCAACCUUACGCGAAAAAUCACUACGAAACAUUUUCCCCGUGCGCGAGAAAUUAUUUCGAAGAAUAUGCCAGUAAACUGGAUGACAAAGGCGAGAACUGCAUGUUGAAGUCUGACAUGAACGACCAACACGAGGACUUGGACCAAUAUUUGAAUGACCUGCCUGGCACUAAAUAUUCACCCAACGUUCAAUGCAUGAUGCUGUUUGGUGAUAACUUCAAAUACUGCCCCCCAUCAAACAAAAACUACGCGAAGAUCUGUUCCGAGUUUUAUUGCUGGGACCCAGUAAAACAACGCUGCGUCAGCCAAGGAGGGGCUGCCAUGCCUGGAACUUCAUGUGGUGACAAAAUGUGGUGCAUCAAUUAUCAAUGCGUUAAGGACCCUAGGGCACCCGCUGCUCAAGAUUCAUGUUUGUUUGGCGAUUCACCAGUCACAAUUGAUAUGAAUUAUGACCCAUUUACCUGCGCUGAUGUGGCGGGGAACCCACAAAGAUAUUGCACUAGGCAGUUCGUUAGGGAUGACUGCUGUAACGCCUGUAGUGGAUUUAAGGAAGAGACCAUCGAGCCAACACAAGCUUCAACGACUCAGAGACCAACUACUACUACACAGCCACCAUCAUCGAAUGAAUGCGUGGCGGACGCGCGACCAGAUUGGUGCAGCGAAUUAAUUACACCGUAUCAUAAGAGACUAAAUUGCAAAAAUUAUGCUGUGCCCUGUUGCAAGACCUGUGAAGACUAUCUUUGGUUUCGCAAAUGAUGACAGUUAAAAAACUUCUUCCAGGCAAAUUGUUUAAACUUUCAUUACUGAAAUGAAUUAUAAGACCUAUUUUUGUUGAUCUCGAGAUUUCUGAAUUUGUUGGUGACAAGUGAUGAAAAAAAAAUUUUAAUAAUAAAAUAAUAAGUUGUACG